This is a messenger RNA of Trichoderma citrinoviride, 1257 nucleotides long. RefSeq lists its product as hypothetical. The transcript is spliced from 2 exons. The annotation marks the transcript as partial. NCBI's taxonomy places the organism in Eukaryota, Fungi, Ascomycota, Sordariomycetes, Hypocreales, Hypocreaceae. The record is from RefSeq and is a predicted model, not a curated record.
AUGUUGGAACCCAACAAAAUUUACUUGCACUUUCUUCUGAUAGCCUGCUUGGCUACGCCCGUCACGGCAUCAUGGUGGGAUGAUUUUACCAACAACUUGGCCACGGACCUCACGCCACUGAUUGCACUGUUCGGCGAACAAGCAACCAAGCAGUUCCUCAGCGAGUCAACAACCGUCAUCGACAACUUCAUCUUUGCCAUGGCACCGCUCGGUAUCCUCACCGGAGUCGUCUCCGCCAUCCGGGUCUGCGGAAGCCCAUCCUUGCGAGCGUUCAUCGGCCGCGCACAAGAAGGAGGUGGCAUUGCUGAGGCUGAACUAUGCUCUUCUACAAGUCGCGAUGUGUGCGAGCUAUAUCACAACGGCGCUAUCAUCAGAGUCUUUGGUCGGCCAAAGAUCUUAGAGGUUGUUUAUGAUCCGCUCCUUGAGGCGAACGAAGAUGGCGAUAAGCGCGAGUUCGGGAUCAACAUUUCUCGAGAAUAUUUCCAGAAGACGAUACUCAACGAUAACCGAUGGCAAGAAAAGGGACUCGACGAUUCAGAUGAUGAAGCUGAGAAUCGUCUCUCAUCAGCCAACGAUUCAUCCAACGACUUCGCACCAAAUCCCAAUCUCUCCCUUAACAUAGGGAUCGUCGAGCGGUCUUCAUGGGUCUACAUCACAGCAGCUAUUUUCGGAUUUUUCGCCCAAUCCUCAGUCAUCGUAUUGGCCGCUGUCGUCAAAUAUCAGUUAAAGUGGAAAAAGAACGAUAGCACUAUUGAUCCAUGGGCAUUUCCUUUUGUUUUCGUUGGUACAGUCUGUGUCAGUCUCGGCAUGUUCUUCUGUGCCACUCUGGUGAAUGACAGCACCAAGGAGAGAGUGUUCAAGCGAAAAGACGACCCGAACGGCCAACACGUGUCACAGGGCCCUAUGCUCUACGUGAUUCAGCCCGGUAACCAGGUGGUCGGAGAUCAGACCUUUGAUCCCUUUCUAUUUUCCAAGUCCACGAACAGCUACAUAACCUCAUGGAAGGCCCCCCCGCCCUCUAUUGAGGUCUCAGUGUUAAUUGCUACGUUGAUAACAACGAUGGGCUUCGUAUUCCAAUUCGUUGGAUUGAGAGCAUUACACUCAAUUGUUUCCCUCUUGCAACUCGCAAUCACCAUAAUGAUGAGUAUCGUCCGAGCAUUGCUGAGGACGCAACGUUUGAGCAUUGAGGCAAAUGCCCUUCGUGAUCGCCCCGAUGAAGUCAGCAGCCAUGAACUGGACUGGCUUGCUCUACAAAUA